Eruca vesicaria subsp. sativa (arugula) is the source of this 366-nucleotide messenger RNA. Lineage: Eukaryota; Viridiplantae; Streptophyta; Magnoliopsida; Brassicales; Brassicaceae. The record is from the annotation of a GenBank genome assembly.
AUGUUUGGUGUCGCACAUGAUUGUUUCAACAUUUUCUUCAGCGAGACUGGAACCUACCAGCAGCUUUUUCAUCCCGAGCUGUUUAUCUCUUGGAUAGAAGAUGUUGACAACUCACAAGAGGUGAUUGUGGACCUUUACCUCGACCAUGUGAGAAAACUUGCAGACAACUUUAUUGGGAAACAAGGAUUCUUGGUGUUCGAUGAUGUUGGUGGUGGAACUGGUUCUGGGUUUGGGGUCUAUGUUGCUAAAACUUUGAAGCCUCUCUCAUAUAGUCUAGAUCUUGGUAUUGAUGCGUUGUCUUUUGAUGUGAUACCUUUCAAAAUUAGAAGAUUCAUGUCGAAGUACACACUUGGAGACAAUACAUAG